Molecule: messenger RNA, 1665 nt
Organism: Hirsutella rhossiliensis
Lineage: Eukaryota; Fungi; Ascomycota; Sordariomycetes; Hypocreales; Ophiocordycipitaceae
Product: centromere DNA-binding protein complex CBF3 subunit
Exons: 10
Coding region: 1-1665 (554 amino acids)
Biological process (GO): positive regulation of ribosomal protein gene transcription by RNA polymerase II
Molecular function (GO): RNA polymerase II cis-regulatory region sequence-specific DNA binding; DNA-binding transcription factor activity, RNA polymerase II-specific
Source: RefSeq, a predicted model, not a curated record
AUGUCAAACGCGAUAGAGGAUUCCCGGGUCAGGGCGGCCAUUGAGCACUACCUGUUAGAUCUGGAGAACACCCAGCCGAAGAAUACGAAGCGAAAUUAUCGUCCCAAGCAGGAAGAAUGGAAGGAGUGGUGUCAAGCCAACUGGCCUGCGAUCCCGGACGUUUGGCCGGCCUCGGUACCACAGGGCCAACAGCUACCGGGAGACCUGGUCGAUGAAGGAAAGCUCUUGCUCUUCAUGAAGGAGGAAGCCAAGAGGGCCGUGAAAAGACGCAGAGCACCAUCAGAUACCAUCGUUGUAGGCGGCGGAGGUAGCGAAUACGAGUCAGACUCCGACUUGGAGUUGUAUGAGUCCACGCUCAAACUACAGUAUAAUACUGUACGGGGCUACGUCUCGGCCAUACAGAAGCUUUACGACGAGCAGAAGAGCCGGGAGUCAAUCCUGCGGCCCGGCCACAGGAGUGGCACUGAAGGCGCUCAAACGCAGCAUUCUUGCAACGACUUGGAGCCGGAAGAGGAAGGAAUACAUGGACAGGGAGUUGGGACUCUCAGAGAUGUACUGCUUUCCCUGGACUUACCCAACGAGGGCUUCAAGGCCCAGGGGUAUACCACGAAGGCGCUGGUUGUCGUGAUGAACUGUGGGAAGACCAACCAGCACGGCCGCAUGGAGUAUGGAUCUGCUCUGCGGCAUCGAGAUCCGCGGUCUUGUCUCAUCGGCGCCCUCGCAUUCUGGCUUUUCUGGCGCUGGCAGGUAGAAAAGGCGGAAAGGUUUCCCGUCUUCCAAAGAAGCGAAGACUGGUAUGAAACGAAGGUGCUCCGCCGAUCGGCGAAAGAGCCUCAAGCUCCGUUGUCGGGCCAGACUGCCCGAGAAUGGACGUCCAGGUUCUACAAGAAGGCCGGCAUCAAGGUCUCCAAGGUCAGUCAUGCGCCUAGAGUGGCCGCGACGCAAAACGCCGACAUGGCCGGAGUGGAUGAAGGCCAGAUCCGCCGAGCCGAUCUGGGGGUGGAGCAGAACAUGGCCGCCGGCGCCUUCUUGGAACUCCUGGAGUGGCUUCGAGAGGUGCUCCUGCAGGACGCUGUCUUCCUUCGCGAGUCCUACCCCGACCAUCCUAUCUUUCAGGAUCCGGUCUUCUCUUGCCCCGAGUUUGAAGCGUUCGCCAGCAAAGUUCAAGACACAUGCACACGGGACCACGAAGACAGCCAUACCACGGUCAUUCAAAAGCGAUGCCGGUGGUUGCGGAGAAGCUGCGCACAUUGGAUGAGUUUGCGCAGGCGACCUACACCGUCACCUUCAGCCCCGGCCAAGGUGCUGCAGGUCAACAUGCGGAGAUCGCGGGAGCUCAUCAACAGAGGCGCCGCGCUCCACGAGAGACGGUCCUCAGAGCAGCAGCAGGGAAUGGUGCAAGCGGGCCAGGGGCAAGCCCAGGGAAGAGCGCAUGGCGAGCCGCCUGGGCCGCGCGAACCUCCGAGCUUCAAGCUCCCCCGUUCUGUCAAAUCUGUACAGGAGCUGCUGCGUCUCUGGCGGCAGGGCUGGGGCGAAAUGCCUUCUGUGGAUUCUCUUGAGCGAGACUGGGGUGCUCGAUGGCGGCCAUCUGCAGAGAAGAAUUACUUUUCCACGCGCAAGAUCAUCGUCGAUGAGGUUCGGAGGCGGGCCCAGUCGGACGGCUGA